AAGCGUUGAUUAGCAGCAGCAAGUUAGCUUGAGGUAGCUAUCUCGUUGGAUGAUUCUUAAAUCAAAAGAAAAUAGCUAGCUUGCAAGCUUUGCAGUUUUGUAAAAUAUUGCUCGGUUUUUAAUUCGAUCUCUAAAGCAGUUUAAGUUUGGGGAACCACUGUACUGUGUUCAUUUUCAUGACAUGACUUGAGCCAUGCCUGGACUGAGCUCAUGAUGUAGCGCUUUAGCUAUAUAUAUAUUUUUUAAGCUUUCUGUGCUGACUGUAAAAUCUACCCUGCACUGUAGUGUUCCAGCACAAGCAGGAGAGCGGAAGAUCGGUUAGGAGCAUGCCUUUCCUCCAUGGCUUUCGCAGGAUUAUUUAUGAAUAUCAGCCACUAGUGGACGCUGUGCUGUGUGUUGUUGGCUUGGAGGAAGAAAGAAGCACUGAAGAGCGGAACUGUAAUCCAGAUGUAGAGGACAGUGUAUGUGGAUCUUUAGUGGAGCUGCUAGAAAAGGAGUCCCAGUCAGCCGUGUUUGAGGAAGGGGUCAGCUAUGCUCUGUUUAAGGUGGCUGAGCGAGGACUGGUCAAUGCAGCUAAAGUCCUGCUUCGGUAUGGAGCAGAUCUUAACUUUGAGGACCCUGUGUCCUAUUACAACCCAUUGCACAUUGCGGUACUGAGGAAUAAGCCGAACAUGGUUAGGAUGCUGGCUGAACAUGGAGCUGACAUUAACAAGAGAGAUAGGAUCCAUGAAAGUAGCCCUUUGGAUCUUGCUAGUGAAGAAGCUGAGAGAGUGCCAUGUAUGCGCACACUGCUGGAUAUGGGGGCUGAUGUGAAUGCAAAAGACAAACAUGGAAAAUCACCCUUGCUCCAUGCCCUUGCAAGCAGUGAUGGACUCACUGUGCAUAACAUAGAAAAUAUCCGUCUGCUACUCCAAAGAGGUGCAGAUAUCCAUGCUGCCACAAUUGAUGGAGAGACGGCUGUAUCUUCAUUGGUGUUACUGGUGAAGGAAGCUUUAUCAGCCUCCGUGGAGGAUGCGGCUGAGAUAGGCCGCUUCUGUCUAAGAGCCACGCGGUUGCUGCUGGCCCAAGGGGCCGACCCGAGCAGCUGCCUUGCCACCGAUGGGGAGGAGGAUGGGGAACACUCCUUGACCGCGACCAGCCUCGAGCACUUUGACCGGCUCUUUCCCCUGGCUGUGCUUCUGCUGCAGAGUGGGGCCUCCUUCUACUGUUCUCACCAUGGAGCCACCUGCUGGACUGGCUAUGGGAUUAUGUUCCGGAGGCUCCAGGCAGCCCUGCUGGACUGUUCUGAUACAAGGCAGGCAGCUGAGCUUCUGGAACAGGCGGAGGUCCUCCUGGACUUGGCCCGGGUGUCCUCUUCUAGUUUGGCUCUGCCCUUGGACCUGCGUAUGCCAGACCAAGCCCCCCACGCUCAGGCACUGCAGGACCUCCAUCGGCGGAUGGUGGAGCAGGAGACCAGCCCUCCUCCCUUGCGCGGCCUCUGCAGGGCCUCCAUCAGGGGCCACCUUCAGCCCUGGCCUCUGGAUGACAGGGUGAAGGCUCUGCCUUUACCUGAUAGACUGAAGGAGUACCUGCUUCCUGAACAUACCCUGAAUCCCAAACCAGGUUGGGACUGCUUCAUGCCCGAGCAUUCUCUACAAUUAAGACAUUAAUACACCAAUUUAUCAGUAUACUCAAAAUUUGCCAUUGAGGCCUUUUGUUUUUGUGCGUUGCCUUUGCUGAAUCAGACAAAAUCUGUGUAUAUGUUUACUUACUUCCUCAUUAGAUAUCACUUAUAAUCUUGACAUCUUUAUGAUGCACAAUAAGUUGUGUAACUUCCAUGCAUGAUUUGUGCUUUUGUAAGGGAGUUGAUUUGUAUUAUAUUUUUUCAACCAGGUAAGCCAGUUCUAAUUUACAAUGAUGACCUGGCCAAAGGCAUAAUGACUGCAAGAUUCAAUUAUAAAUACACACUACCAGUCAAAGGUUUGGACGCUUAAGAGAGACUUACCCAUUCACAAUUUUGACUGGUACUAUAAGUAUAGUCAGAAAAAUAAGCUAUUUACGUUUUGCCUGAAUCAGAAUAAUAAUAAUGCUUGUAACAGUUUGUUAUGGAACACAAAUGUCAUGAUUUCUUUGUAUUCAGCAUUUCUCAUUUAGUAUGUGCAUACAGCUUUAGUACUAGCCCCCAUUCAAACAGCAGUCCUGGCCUUGCAAGUACCAACUGAGCCACUUGGGACACAUUAAUAAUGUUUGGACAUUAUUUGCGCUUUGUCUUUAUGUAUUUUAAUAGUAAUGCGAACAUUUACAAUAACUAAUGUUUACACAUUUGGUAACUACCACAGCCUUCGCCCCCCUCAUUCAUAUUGGGAUAAAAACAUUCAGAUGAAAAAUUGUGGCUUGGAUCAAUUGUUCAUUUUAGAGGUGUGGUAAAAUGUUCUACAUUUUCUGGUGCUUAUAUCUCAAUGAAAAAGAUACUGAUUAAAGGAAUUAACAGCUCA
Messenger RNA from Esox lucius (northern pike), 2474 nucleotides. RefSeq names its product ankyrin repeat and SOCS box containing 6 (gene asb6). Bases 327 to 1649 code for a protein of 440 amino acids. Gene Ontology annotation, cellular component: BRCA1-BARD1 complex. Gene Ontology annotation, molecular function: protein binding. The record is from RefSeq and is a predicted model, not a curated record. The transcript is spliced from 7 exons. Lineage: Eukaryota; Metazoa; Chordata; Actinopteri; Esociformes; Esocidae. Gene Ontology annotation, biological process: protein ubiquitination; intracellular signal transduction.